This is a messenger RNA of Fusarium musae, 489 nucleotides long. RefSeq lists its product as uncharacterized. The transcript is spliced from 2 exons. Bases 1 to 489 code for a protein of 162 amino acids. NCBI's taxonomy places the organism in Eukaryota, Fungi, Ascomycota, Sordariomycetes, Hypocreales, Nectriaceae. The record is from RefSeq and is a predicted model, not a curated record.
AUGUCGACCGUAUCGCCAGAAACAACAAACGCGGAUGUUAUCUCACCUCCAAAAUACACAGCAAACGCUGAAUCCCCCCGCGACGAGAAAAUCGCAAUUGAACAACCUAAAGUCGACGACGAAAACCUCCCCGAAGUCGUUACCGAUCAAACCAGCCCAGCGCAAAUGAGUCCUCCCCCCGCAAGCGAUUAUCGUCCCGUCUCUACUGUUUCUCCCGCGCCGGAAAGCACACUUAACUGGGAUGGUACACAAUCGCCCCCGAUUCUACAGAACCCUGCUCUUGCGCAGCAGCAGUACGCGGGACAUCAGUCCAUGGUCGUCCCAGCGCAGCAGGUUCCUCCUGGAGAAACUGUCACGCCGUUGCAUUUGCUAGCUGAUCAGGCUGAUAUGGUGGAUUGUCCCUUUUGUCAGCGUCGCGCGGAGACAAAGGUUAAGAAGUCUGCUUCUUCAGCGACACAGUGCGUUUACCCCCCGAUUUGUCACGGAUGA